Anisakis simplex (herring worm) is the source of this 4152-nucleotide messenger RNA. The record is from the annotation of a GenBank genome assembly. Lineage: Eukaryota; Metazoa; Nematoda; Chromadorea; Rhabditida; Anisakidae.
GUUCAUUGUUUGCGUUCAUCAUCGGCACAUUUAAAGGCGAUAAUGUCAAAGAAAAAUGAGCCGAUGGGUAAAGGAGGUGCAGUUGUGACCGUGAGUGCAAUUCAGAAAGAUCGUUUAACAGAGAUAGCAUGCCAAUACUGGGCCACUUAUACGGCAAAUCAUCGACCUUUUGAUGCCAAAUUAAUUGAUCAAAUUUACAACGAUGAAUUGCUGUCGCAUUUUUUCGAUCAACGACGUGUGGUCAUGCUUGAAUUCAGCCAGUAUCUUGAGCAGUAUCUGUGGCCACAUUUCAAAGCAUCAACUGCUUCCGUGCAAUUCAUAAUGUCAGUUGUGGUAAUGGUCAAUGAGAAAUUCCGUGAGAGAAUCCCAGCCUGGAGGUGCAUUAUGUCAGCUCCGGCUCAAUUCCCAGAGUUUUUCAAUCGUGUUCUGAGACUAGCUAUCGGUGCUGACCCGAACAACGUGCUAAGCAUUCUGGAGCAGUCGGCACUGAUUGCAUUUCUUGUGAAUUGUUUCAAUUCUGUGAGUCAUUCUAUUACUUUAGAUGAUAACUGCUGCAUUAUAUGUGAGCAAAUAUACUCCUUCCGUCAUAUAUGUUGCGAUUUUCAGGAGGUGGAUAUUGUUCGAGCGCAAAUCACGAAAAUAGUUUCGCUUUCAAUUUGGAAAAAUCUUCUGGCGUCUCAACGAGAGGAUUUGUUUGAAGCGAAUCCAAGACUGCGUAAGUACUGGAAUAAAAUGGAGAUGAGAAUAGUGGAGAAAAGUGAACAAGAACGCGAGCAAUUCGAAUUCGAUCGGACAUUUUUGUGGAAUCUAUUGAAUAAAUUCAAAACGACAUUAUCGAGUUUUGAGGAUGACGAAACAGAAGUUGAAAUGGAAACAGUGCAUUAUUUGGAGCGCUGUUUGGAAUUAUUCAUCGAUCUAGAAGCACUUCUCACGACAAGACGUUUUUUCAACGCGAUUCUACACGCAAGUAAUGUGAUCACGCAUUGCACGCUGUCGUCGUUGAUCAGCUCCGAAAUUGGAGCGCUCUUUUGCGAAUUGUUAUCGAUGUUGAAGUUUUAUUCGCGUUUUGAAAUUGAUGACGUUACCGGUGAAUCGCUCACAGAUGGAGAGAUGACCGCUCGACAUUACGCUCAUGUGAUAAAACUUCAGAAAGCCGCUUUCAAAUAUUUUAGAGAUAGUAUGCCGGAUUUUUAUCUGCUGAAUGUUGGCGCAGUUGAUACACGUAAAGCGCUGACGAAACAAUUUGACUCGAUGAAUGAAACUGAUCUGUAUAAAUUUGCUGAAUAUUUACAUUUGGUGGAACCUUACUCGGAAAAUAUCGAGCCAACGCGUUAUAGCAAAAAAUAUUUGACGGAAAUGAUUACAUCGCACUGUGAACGACGUUUAAAUCAGUUACAACAACUCAACGAUCAACCGUUGUAUCCAACAGAAAAAGUGAUAUGGGAUGUAAAUUUGGUACCGUAUGAUAAAUACAAUGGUGAUGGAGUGCUGGCGUUGAACAAACUCAACUUACAGUUUCUGACGUUUCAUGAUUAUCUGUUGCGAAAUUUCAAUCUCUUUCAAAUGGAAUCCACUUGUAAGAAUGAAAUUCGGCAGGACAUAGAAGACACGGUAUUUCGGAUGAAGCCAUGGGCGCACGAAACGGAUCCAAAGCUGACUGUCUGGGGCGGUAGUAGAGAAUUGGCGCGUUGUUACGUUGUUUUGAUGAUUCCGUUGGGNAUAGGCGAGAAGAGUCCAGCAUCAGUGAAGGCCGAUAUCGUUGUGACACUACCGAAACGUAACGAUAUUCGAUCGGAAUGGGAAGGUCUGCGAAAGCAUGACGUCUGCUUUCUGAUAAAUUGUCGACCGAAAGCGAAGGUGGGCACCAGAUACGACGUGUUGAAAUCGUUCAAAGAGCAGAUCGAUAUCGUGCACGUUCGAGGAUGUGAAGUCGAUGGUCUUCUUGAUGCAACAGGGAACGUUAUUGAAGAGUAUGCCGCAUACGAGAAGAAGCCGUUGUUGGAGGGUGAUUCACGUACAUAUCGUGUGUGGUUGGAUCAGAAUCAGUAUCGUAUGGACAUUGAACAAUAUCAGGAGGAUGCUGUCGAUCAUGGUGUUGAAGCAUCCGCACGGGAUUCGUCGAUUGUGGUGGAACCGUAUGUGAUACCAUCACGAGGUCCUUAUCCGCAUGUUGAACCACGCAAGAAUACGAUUCAGUUCACACCUGCACAGAUCGAGGCCAUAAAAUCGGGAAUGCAACCGGGACUAACGAUGGUGGUUGGUCCACCAGGAACGGGAAAAACUGAUGUGGCCGUACAGAUCAUCUCGAAUAUCUACCACAACUGGCCUGAACAACGAACACUUAUCGUGACACAUUCAAAUCAAGCGCUCAAUCAGCUCUUUGAAAAGAUCAUUGCACUGGAUGUCGAUGAACGACAUCUUCUUCGUAUGGGUCAUGGUGAGGAGGCGCUCGAAACUGAGAAAGAUUUUAGUCGUUACGGACGUGUGAAUUACGUGUUGAAGCAACGACUGGAAUUGCUUAAAGAAGUGGAGAAACUUCAGCGAUCGUUGGACGUUACGGGUGAUGUGGCAUAUACAUGUGAAACGGCCGGUCACUUCUUUUUAUAUCAGGUGUUUGCACGUUGGGAACAGUUUGAGAAUGCAGUGUCACAGUGUGCGAAGAAGGGCACAAAUCCAUCGCCACAGUCAAUUGCUGAGAAUUUCCCAUUCACCAAUUACUUCGCUGAUGUGCCUCCACCAUUGUUCAAGGGAGUUUCGUUUGAUGAAGACUGGGAGAUUGCUGAAGGAUGUUGGCGUUACAUUAAAUCGAUAUUUACGCAACUUGAAGAGUUUCGUUCAUUCGAGUUGCUCAGAUCUGGUCGUGAUAGAACGGAAUAUCUUUUGGUGAAAGAAGCGAAAAUAAUCGCAAUGACUUGUACACAUGCAGCGCUGCGACGCAAGGAGUUGGUUGAGCUCGGUUUUCGUUACGAUAAUAUUCUGAUGGAGGAGGCCGCACAGAUACUCGAAGUUGAGACGUUCAUUCCACUCCUAUUGCAGAAUCCACAAGAUGGUCGCAGUCGACUGAAACGUUGGAUAAUGAUCGGUGAUCACCACCAAUUACCGCCGGUCGUGCAGAAUGUUGCCUUUCAAAAGUAUUCGAAUAUGGAGCAGAGUUUGUUCGCCAGAUUCGUGCGAUUAGGCGUACCGCACGUUCAGCUGGACAAGCAGGGUCGAUCGCGUUCUGAAAUAGCAGCACUCUACAAUUGGCGAUAUCGUAAUCUCGGUAAUUUACCACAUGUGGAAGGAUUAGAACGUUUCCAGACGGUGAAUGCUGGCUUCGUGUUCAACUAUCAAUUCAUCAACGUUCCUGAUUUCAAUGGGAUCGGUGAGACAACACCAAGCCCGUAUUUCUAUCAGAAUCUUGGCGAAGCAGAGUAUGCGGUGGCGUUGUUCAUCUAUAUGCGAAUAUUGGGAUAUCCGUCCGAGAAGAUCUCAAUGAUAACCACGUACAAUGGACAAGCGUCGUUGUUGCGCGAUGUGGUUGAACGAAGAUGUGCUAAUAACCCGCUGAUUGGUUAUCCACAUAAGAUUUCAACUGUUGACAAAUAUCAAGGACAGCAGAACGACUACAUUAUUCUAUCUCUGGUGCGUACGAAAAAUAUUGGGCAUAUUAGAGAUGUACGACGUUUGAUAGUGGCCUUAUCGCGUGCACGUCUCGGUCUUUACGUGCUGGGACGAACAGAUCUGUAUCGCAAUUGUUUCGAAAUAACGCCUGCAUUCCAGAAGCUGUGCCUGCAUCCAACGAAAUUGCUGAUAGUGCCGAAUGAAACGUUUCCAACCUCGAGAAAGUUGCGUGGUCGUCCACCGAUGGAACCAAUUGAGAUUCAAGACACCACACAUAUCAGCAAUUUCGUUCAUCAGUUCUACAUGAGCAACAUGGAACAGUUGAAGCAAAAAUACAAGGAACACAUGAAGGAUUACUUCGAUGCUAGACAGGCAGCUAUUGAUGCGCGUUUGGCCGCGGAAUCAGCAGCUCGAGCCGCUGAAGCGACAAAAGGCGAAAAGGAGAAAGGUGUGCCUGAACCGACGGCUAUGGACGCCGAGGAGACAGCGAUCACCUUCGAGAGCAUGGACUUCGAACUGCAAGAACCGACGAAACCUGCAGAGAAAUAA